This is a messenger RNA of Prunus dulcis (almond), 1888 nucleotides long. Its product is annotated as aspartic proteinase-like protein 2. Gene Ontology annotation, molecular function: aspartic-type endopeptidase activity. Gene Ontology annotation, biological process: proteolysis. The record is from RefSeq and is a predicted model, not a curated record. Lineage: Eukaryota; Viridiplantae; Streptophyta; Magnoliopsida; Rosales; Rosaceae. Bases 59 to 1567 code for a protein of 502 amino acids. The transcript has 10 exons.
UAUAAACGAGAGAGAGAGAGAGAGAGAGAGAGAGAGAGAGAGAGAGAGAGAGAGAUAAAUGGCGGCAACUUUUCUGGGAAAGCUUUUGAUAACUGCCGCGGUACUGCUGCCUUCUGCGGUGGUUCUGUGCAGUUUCCCCGCCACACUGACUCUGGAGAGAGCUUUUCCAACAAACCACAGAGUGGAACUGAGUCAACUCAGAGCUAGAGACCGAGUCCGGCAUGGAAGGAUGUUGCAGCAGUCCUCUAGCGGCGGUGGCGGUGUCAUCAAUUUCCCCGUUGGAGGGACCUUCGAUCCAUACAUAGUUGGGCUUUAUUUCACAAGUGUGAAGUUGGGUACACCUGCAACAGAGUUUUAUGUGCAGAUUGAUACUGGAAGUGAUAUUUUGUGGGUUGGCUGCAAUUCCUGCAAUGGUUGCCCCAAAUCAACUGGACUUAAAAUUCAGCUGAAAUAUUUUGACCCUAAAAGCUCAUCAACUGCCUCAUUGGUGUCUUGUUCUGAUAAAAUAUGCUCCCUUGGACUUCAGACACAAGAUUCUAGCUGUGAUGCAAAGGAUAAGCAGUGUACUUAUGGGUUCAAGUACGGAGAUGGCAGUGGAACAUCGGGCUAUUAUGUAUCUGACUUGUUGCAUUUUGACACAGCUGGCGGUGGUCAGUCUGUCACCUCAAACUCUUCAGCUAACAUUGUCUUUGGGUGUAGCACCUCAGCAACCGGGGUCUUGCAGAAAACAGAUAGAGCAGUUGAUGGGAUUUUUGGAUUUGGACAGCAGGAAUUUUCUGUCAUCUCACAGCUGUCUUCACAGGGAGUAGCACCAAAUGUAUUUUCGCACUGCUUCAAAGGAGAUGACACUGGUGGGGGGAUACUGGUUCUUGGUGAGAUCGUGGAUCCUAACAUCGUUCAUAGCCCGCUUGUCCAAAACCAGCCUCAUUAUAACUUAAAUCUGGAGAGCAUUAGUGUUAACGGCCAAACGCUAGCCAUUGAUCCAUCAGUUUUUUCAACAUCAAGCAACCAAGGAACAAUAGUUGAUUCUGGGACAACUUUGGCAUACCUUGCAGAAGAUGCAUAUGAUCCUUUUGUCAAUGCUAUAACAAGCGCUGUCUCACAAUCCGUGACCCCUGUUACCUCCCAGGGAGAACAAUGCUACAUAGUCACAUCCAGCAUCACUGAUAUGUUUCCUCAAGUUAGCUUGAACUUUGCUGGUAAUGCAUCCAUGAUUCUAAGACCGGAGGACUACCUUUUGCAGCAGAAUUCUGUAAGUGGUGAUGAAGUAUGGUGCAUUGGCAUCCAGAAAAGUGACGGUCAAGAUAUAACUGUAUUGGGAGACCUCAUCCUGAAAGACAAAAUCAUUGUCUAUGAUUUGGCCAAUCAAAGGAUUGGUUGGACUCAAUAUGACUGUUCAACAUCAGUCAGUGUCUCUACAAAUACUAGCAGAGGAACUGCAUCUGUUAAUGCAGGGUCCAUAAACGUUAGCAGUUCAGCGUGCAGCGAGCCUUUCAAGCUUGUACCGAUAAGCAUGGUGGCUUUCCUUGUUCACAUAUCAGUCAUUUACAUUUUCCCAUUCUUGUAGCACCGAUAGGCGUUUGGUCUACAUGACAGGAUUGUUUCUCAGGGAUGAGAUUAGCUCAUUGCACAUAUUGUGCAAUAGGUCUCUUACCAUUCUUUGUUUCACAAUACUUUGCAAGCGAUUCUGUAGUUUUUCAUGAGUUCAGCAAGAUCAUACAAGCAGUUUUACAGCAGUCUGGCAGUUUGUUUGUAGCUGCUCACUGUGGAGCAGAUUUGGUCUUUUUUUAAUUUCUGCUUCUUUUAUUUGGGUCAAAUUUUUAUUUUCUGUUUUUGGUUGGGACUAUUAUUUCUUAAUUUGAGGCACAUUGAGGUACAGAUUUCCUUA